Spea bombifrons (plains spadefoot toad) is the source of this 1987-nucleotide messenger RNA. RefSeq names its product carboxypeptidase M (gene CPM). Gene Ontology annotation, biological process: proteolysis. The record is from RefSeq and is a predicted model, not a curated record. The transcript has 9 exons. Lineage: Eukaryota; Metazoa; Chordata; Amphibia; Anura; Pelobatidae. Gene Ontology annotation, cellular component: cell surface. Gene Ontology annotation, molecular function: zinc ion binding; metallocarboxypeptidase activity. The coding region runs from base 83 to 1393 and encodes 436 amino acids.
GGGACCAGUAGUGUGAGAGUGGGGACUGAGCAGAACACUUUGCUAAACAGAGAAACUUUGCAGAGGAGCAGCACCAAAGAAAAUGCUCUGGGUGCUGAAAUGCUGCAUGUUUUUGGGAGUGCUGCCAACCUUUGUGUCAAGCCUAGAUUUCGUAUACCACAACACUCAUGCAGUGGAAUCCUUUUUGAGGGAAAUAAACGCAAACUUCCCAUCUAUAACAUAUCUCCACAGUAUUGGGAAAUCCGUGGAAGGCAGGGAUCUGUGGGUUAUUGUCAUAGGAAAAUAUCCAAAGAUGCACACAGUUGGCAUUCCAGAAUUUAAAUAUGUUGCAAACAUGCAUGGUGAUGAGGUAGUUGGCCGUGAAAUACUGCUUCACCUAGUCGAGUACCUGGUAACAAAUUAUAAGACUGAUCCAGUGAUAUCAAGACUAAUAAAUAACACUAGAAUACAUAUACUGCCUUCCAUGAAUCCAGAUGGCUUUGAAGCAAGCAAUCGGGACUGUCUGUUCUCAGGUGGCAGGUACAAUAAAAAUAACUAUGACCUGAACAGAAAUUUCCCUGAUGCCUUUGGAACAGACGCUGUUUCAAUCCAACUUGAGACCCGGGCAGUUAUGGACUGGAUUAAGCAGGAGACUUUUGUCCUAUCUGCUAACUUUCACGGCGGAGCAGUGGUUGCCAGCUACCCGUAUGACAAUGCUAACGCAACUACAAAUGGAAUAUCUCCGGACGAUGAUGUUUUCAUUCACCUCGCCAAGCUGUAUGCUAAGAACCAUGCCACCAUGCACCAAGGCGUUAUCUGCGAUUCGACAAGUCGUUUUUCGAAUGGCAUCACUAAUGGCUAUACAUGGUAUGCAGUUAAAGGAGGUAUGCAAGAUUAUAACUACAUCUACGGCCAGUGUUUGGAAAUUACAAUUGAAUUGUCAUGCUGUAAAUAUCCUAAUCAGACAACCCUUGCUCAGUAUUGGAAUGAAAACAAGGUUUCACUGAUAGAGUACAUGAAGCAGGUGCACAUGGGGAUAAAAGGGCAAGUGUUCGAUAUACGUGGGAAUCCCAUUCAAAAUGCAAAAGUGGAAGUCUCAGGAAGGAAACGGAUCUGCCCUUACUACACCAAUAAAUAUGGGGAGUAUUAUUUUCUCCUUCUGCCAGGAAGCUACACAUUCAAUGUCACCGUGUCAGGAGCAUCAAUAACACGGACUGUUAACAUCUCAGAGUCUCAAAACCUUUGGGCAAUGAGUUAUGACUUUUCCUACACCGUCCCGACAGUCAGUCCAACACCAGAAACGUCAUUAUGUAGUUCCACCGCACAACCUGGAAACGCCGGUGUAGCGCAGCAAAUAUAUAUUCUCCCCUUCCUGCUAAGUACUAUGUUAAUGCUGCUACUUACAUCCCAGUAGGGCUGAGUCUUCAUAACAGAACCAAGAGAGCCUUAUGAGAUGAACCUGAGGACUGGCACAUCAACCAAAUGAAUCUCUUACAGUGAUCUCUGUUUUAUAUAGUAUUUUAAUAUUUCUUUUUAACAGAUGUUUGUAAGAGAUUAUUUAUUAAUGAUUGUUUCCUAUAUCCGUCUGAUGCACUUGUGAUGCUUCAAUGAUUUGUAAGUUAUAUGUACAUCUUGCACAGAUUUUUGGAUCUGUAAAAAGUAAAAUAAUGUACUUAAUGUGUAAUUUUAUGUGCCACAUUUCCCCCAGUAAUGGGGGAGGUAAUGGCUUUUGUCUUUCGCUAAGCAGGUGCCCCAAAACGUAAAAUGCCCUUCAACACACACACACACACACACGUUUAUAUUUCACUAUCCACACUAAAAAUGUCAGUCCUGAAAACUACGGACUACUCAUUUUCAGAGUACGUGCGCUUUUCCGACGUCACUUGACGCAAGUUGUCUAUUGAUGUUGGGUAUGAUUAUAGCAUACAGACUACUGGUUGGAGUAAGAUUAUUCCUCUAACUGGUUAUCGCGAGUACGUGAAAUAAAGAGCAUUUUCCAAUCCCACAA